UAUGGAGGUUAUGUUUUUAUCGACUUUUUUAUUUUGGGUUUUAAAUGGUUAUGAAAGGAUUGCCAAAUAAUGUCUGAUUUAUUAAAGAAAUUGACUAAAGCAACUGAAGAUCUCAACGAACAAGAAAUAAUCGAUAACCUUAAAAUUAUAUUAUCGGAAAAUACCAACAUAGAGUUGAAUAAUGUAGAUUUACUAAAUGCUUUACUGAAAAUUGAUAAAAAUGAAAUUCUCAAACUGGCUUCUGAAGUAACUGCUGAAUGGGCAAAAAGUGAGCAAAACCGAAAAGUUCUCACCAAUGAAGAAGUGAUCAGUAAACUGUUAACAAAAUUAGAAAACACUGAUGCAGAUGUUGUUUUGCAUGUAAUAAGAGCCAUUGGAAAUAUUUGUUAUGAGAAUGAGGAAGCCUGUAACAUUAUUGGCAAAUUUGGUGUCGAUAAUUUUUUAUCGAUACUCAAGGCAGACUGUGAACAAACAAAUAAUGCCCUAACUACCAAAACUGCAGGUCUUUUUGUCAAUCUAUUCAACUUGAAUGAUGGAAUAAUAAGAACAGCUCUAAAAAACGAAUUGAUGCCAAUUUUGGAACAGUUACUACACAAGUAUUCUGAAUCCCUUGAAGAAAAUGAAAUUCUCUUAUCAUUUCUCCUAUCUGUUUUGACCAAUGUUGAAAACUAUUUGGACGAACAAGAUAUACCCUUCACAGAAAGCCUGUGCCAAGUUGUUAUUGAAAUAUUCCAAAAAACUACAAAUCCAGAAAUGUCGGUUAUGGCUAUUGAAAUUUUCCAUGGCCAGUCUGAAAAGGAUGAAAUCAAAACUCUACUAGCCAAAGAAGGUGUCUGUGAACUUCUAUUUGAACUUAUAGAGAAGUAUAGGCAUCAUGUUAACGAUGAAGAUAGCAGAUCCCUCUUGAAAAUGGCUUGUGACCUCAUUGUGGUUAUACUAACUGGAGACGAUUGCAUGCACAUGUUGUACAAUAAGGGACAAGGAAAAGUGUAUAAAAAUAUGAUAGUCUGGUUAGAUAGUGAUGACUCCGACUUAUUGAGCACCGGAGUUCUUGCCAUUGGAAAUUUUGCUCGAAAAGAUCUUCACUGUAUCCAAAUGGUCGAAGAAGGGAUCUCUAAAAAACUCAUGGACAUUCUUUCAAAAUACAAUACCAGCACUGACAUUGCUGAUGUAAAGAUUCAACAUGCUUUACUCAGUUCUUUAAAAAAUCUAGUCAUACCAGCACAAAAUAAAGCAAAAAUUUUGAAGGAUGGGUUAAUUGAAGUCCUUUAUCCCAUGUUGAAACUCGAUCAAUAUUUAGUCGUUUUCAAACUUCUGGGAACAUUUAGAAUGGUGAUAGAUGGACAAGAAUCUGCAGCUUUGGACCUUUUAUCAAGGGUGGAUUUUAUCGAAAGACUAAUCCACUGGUGUUACAAUUCAGACCAUCUUGGAGUCAGGGGAGAAGUUCCAAGACUUCUUGCAUGGCUCAUUAAACACUGUCAUUCUUUCAAACCCUUUUCAGGAUUUCUUGGUGUUAAGGAUAGUGUCAAAUGUAUAAUUGAAAUGAUAUCUUCAAAUCAUGCAGUAAUGCAAAACGAGGCAUUGUAUGCCUUGAAUUUAUUGUGUACAGGAUGUUCUAGUUCCAUUUCUAGUCACAAUGGGGAUUUGAACAAGGUUAAUUUGGAAGAAAAACUGACAAAUGUAAUAAUCGACGGAGAUAUUGGUAAAAAUAUAUCCUUUGUGCUUACCAAAUAUGGUGAUAAAAUGGAUAGAUCCACCAUUGACAACUUAUUGUCAUUAUUAGAACAAAUUGUGAAAUCACAGGCUGUUUGUGAUCAUUUAAGCCUAACAAAAGUUCGAGAACCUCUUUCUAAAUUAUACACCAACCCAAACACUGUGCAAAACAUCACGGAAAAAAUAAAUAAAAUCACUUCUAGAAUAACUGAAUGAAUUUUAAAAAUCAUUAUUCGAAUUUUAUGAAUAUGUCUGCCAGUUACUAGAAUGUUACUUUUACUAUUUAUUGCUGUCUAUUCAUAUCUUUCAGAUAUCUACCUGGUGAUAAUAGAAUUUGUCUUGAAAUGAUGUAGCUCAUUGACUCAUAAUCUCCAUAAUAGAAUAUUUAUUGGUUCACACAUACGCGGAUUUGUGUGUCUUUAGGUGAAUGUGAGAGGUGAGAGAGAUAAAAGAAGAAAUGAAUAUUUCCCAAUGGCAUUGGGUCCCAUCCUAAUUGAAUGUUGCUGAUCAAGCUACUAAAGAACUGACUAACAUUGAUUUCAGAAGGGAGAGUUCGUGGUUGAAUAGGCCCAGUGGGGCAGAGUAGGUCAAUAUGUGUAUUCCAUGUGAGUUUGUGAUCUAAAGUGAGACCAAGUAUUUUUAUUAUUAGACAAGAUAUAACCUCCAGAUCAUUAUAUUCAAAUAUACUGAGAGAGUCAUUCAUUGGAUGUAAGACUAUUUCAUUAAUACUGUAUUGUUAACGUUAAGUGAUAGAUGAUUUUUAGUAGCCCAUGUAAUAAUUCUCCUGUAAACCGUUUCAGCUAUUAGUAGGACUUUUGCACACCCUUUAUUCCAAUGUGAUCAACAGGAGUUGCAUUUUGGCUUUUUGAAGUAUUAACUUCCGAUGAUUUUCUUAGAAGAAAGUAUAGUAUAAUAUACGAAGUCAAUUUAAAUGGCAUAAAAAAGUAAAUUUAUCAGACUUGGUACUUAGUCUUUUAUUUAGCUAUUCGGAUUGACUUAAUAUAGUGUCUGUGUGUAGUCUAUACUAUAGACUAUAGUCUAUACUAUAGAUUAUACACAGAAUCAAAUUUGGCGUCUUGGAAUUUUCAAGCAACAUACUCUAAGAAUGUGUAGUAAAAAUAUCAUUAGUGAUAGGUGAAUUUCACUAUAAUUAUCGAAAGCAUGUUGCUUGGUUACUUGAGGCAGCAUUCUCGACAGAAUUGUUAUAAAAUUAUGAGUAUUUAUCGAAAAUGCUUAGCAAAUUAAUAUUCAAGAAAAUGUCCUGUCAUCCUUUAAAUGAAAAACAUAUUCAUAGGUCCUACUUUAAUUCUCCCUACUUUCUGAAGUAAAAAGUAAGGAUUCAUUUAAGGUGUGACUAUGACAAAAUUCUGAAUUGUCAAACACUUGAUAUUUGAUGAUAAACUUCAAUUUGAAUUAUCUCUAUUACAACAUUAUCGGUGUAAUGUUGACAUCAUUGGUUCACAUAUUCAUGGAUACUUAUUGUGACAUUUUCAAAAAAUUGUUUACAAAACCACAACACGUGAAAUGAAAUAGCUUCUUUAGACUAAAUUAGUAUUAAACAUUUUGAACAUUCCUCAAUAAAGUGUUAUUAAAUACA
Leptinotarsa decemlineata (Colorado potato beetle) is the source of this 3310-nucleotide messenger RNA. It is a transcript of the gene vimar, whose product is annotated as visceral mesodermal armadillo-repeats. Lineage: Eukaryota; Metazoa; Arthropoda; Insecta; Coleoptera; Chrysomelidae. Gene Ontology annotation, molecular function: protein binding; guanyl-nucleotide exchange factor activity. Gene Ontology annotation, biological process: positive regulation of GTPase activity. The record is from RefSeq and is a predicted model, not a curated record.